CUUAGAAGCCGAGCAGAUUAAUUUGUACUCCUUUUGACCUGCUUGAUACCUGCUAUACUUCAUCCACCAUGACGUCCACCGGCUCCGGAUGGGCGCAACUGCGGCAACAAGCCCGCUCGCUCGAGACUCAGACAGAAAACCUCUUCCACACAUACGCACAAUUCGCAUCUCUCACAAAGCCUCCGCAAACUCCUACAGAAGAGGAGCUGCGAACCGAGUCCCAGUUGAAAGACCUCCUCGAAAGACGUGAAUCGCUCAUCUCUCAGCUCUCUCGCCUCCUCGACUCCGAAGCUACCCUUACCUCCUCUGCCUUGAAACAGAAUAACCUCUCCCGCCACCGUGAAAUCCUUCAAGACCACCGCCGCGAGCUGCAGCGCCUGACGUCCGCCAUGGCGGAGUCGCGCGACCGCGCCAAUCUUCUCUCCAAUGUCCGCUCCGAUAUUGAUGCCUACCGUGCAUCGAACCCCAGCGCAGCUGAGGCAGACUACAUGCUCGAGGAGCGCGGGCGGGUCGACAACAGCCAUAACAUGAUGGACGGCGUACUCAGCCAGGCCUAUGCCAUCAACGAGAACUUCGGGAUCCAGCGUGAAACUCUGGCAAGCGUCAACCGCCGGAUUGUCGGCGCGGCCAGCCAGGUGCCCGGAAUGAACUAUCUGAUCGGGAAGAUCGGAACCAAGAAGAGGCGUGAUGCGAUUAUCUUGGGAUGUUUCAUUGGGCUCUGCUUCUUGAUGCUGGUUUACUUCAUGUAGGAGGGCUGGAC
Messenger RNA from Penicillium cinerascens, 760 nucleotides. RefSeq names its product putative vesicle transport v-SNARE protein Gos1. The record is from RefSeq and is a predicted model, not a curated record. Gene Ontology annotation, molecular function: SNAP receptor activity. The transcript is spliced from 3 exons. Bases 69 to 749 code for a protein of 226 amino acids. NCBI's taxonomy places the organism in Eukaryota, Fungi, Ascomycota, Eurotiomycetes, Eurotiales, Aspergillaceae. Gene Ontology annotation, biological process: vesicle fusion; endoplasmic reticulum to Golgi vesicle-mediated transport. Gene Ontology annotation, cellular component: Golgi medial cisterna; cis-Golgi network; SNARE complex.